Amoebophrya sp. A25 is the source of this 2067-nucleotide messenger RNA. The record is from the annotation of a GenBank genome assembly. NCBI's taxonomy places the organism in Eukaryota, Dinophyceae, Syndiniales, Amoebophryaceae.
GUGAGAUUUUCAAACCAAGCGGUUCCAACGCAAACAAACCUCUGAAGUUGUAGGGUAGCUACACGCUUUUCUGGGACUUAGAUCCAUUUUUUCUUCAAGAAGUCUUUUUGUUGUUUUUCGUAACAGUUUUCUAUCGACAAGAUGGCCGACGAAGAAGUGCAAGCCCUUGUGGUGGACAACGGAUCCGGUAUGUGCAAGGCCGGAUUCGCAGGUGAUGACGCUCCACGCGCCGUUUUCCCGUCCAUUGUCGGACGCCCGAAGAUGCCAGGUAUCAUGGUUGGUAUGGAUCAGAAAGACUCGUACGUCGGUGACGAGGCACAAUCCAAGCGAGGUGUCCUCACCUUGAAGUACCCCAUCGAGCACGGCAUUGUGACCAAUUGGGACGAUAUGGAGAAGAUCUGGCACCACACCUUCUACAACGAGCUCCGUGUUGCUCCGGAAGAGCACCCGGUGCUGCUGACCGAGGCUCCGCUGAAUCCGAAGGCGAACCGUGAACGUAUGACUCAGAUUAUGUUCGAGACCUUCAAUUGCCCGGCAAUGUACGUUGCGAUUCAGGCAGUCAUGUCCCUCUACGCUUCUGGUCGUACCACAGGAAUUGUCAUGGAUUCCGGUGAUGGUGUCUCGCACACCGUGCCGAUCUACGAAGGAUACGCUCUUCCGCACGCCAUCUUGCGUUUGGAUUUGGCUGGUCGCGAUUUGACAGAGUACAUGAUGAAGAUCUUGACCGAGCGUGGUUACUCUUUCACCACCACCGCCGAGCGCGAGAUCGUGAAGGACUUGAAGGAGAAGCUCACGUACGUUGCGUUGGAUUUCGAUGCCGAGAUGAAGCAGGCGGCUCAGUCUUCCGAAAACGAAAAGACCUUCGAAUUGCCCGAUGGCAACGUCAUCACGGUCGGAAACGAGCGCUUCCGUUGCCCGGAGGUGUUGUUUCAGCCUUCCUUCAUCGGAAAGGAGUCCUCCGGUAUUCACGACACGACCUUCCAGUCGAUCAUGAAGUGCGAUGUCGAUAUCCGUAAGGAUCUUUACGCGAAUAUUGUGCUCUCCGGUGGUACCACCAUGUACCCGGGCAUCGGUGAGCGUAUGACCAAGGAAAUUACCGCUCUCGCUCCGUCCACCAUGAAGAUCAAGGUUGUCGCUCCUCCUGAGCGUAAGUACUCCGUGUGGAUUGGUGGAAGGUAAUUUUUAUCACAGAAGUUAAAUUUGUUUUCCUGUUGUAUAACUUUGCUGGGCAGUUGGAAGCACGCAUUGUCAAGAACGUGUUCAAUAGCAUGAGCACCGGAGAAUGCGAGCAUCCCCACAUCUUUUUAUUUAAGAAGUCAGAUCUUUGUUGUAGUGAUUCCCUCCAUUUUCCCUCUCCAUGAUACUUACUUCUUUACCACAAAUUCAGUAUCCUGUCCUCGCUGUCGACGUUCCAGCAGAUGUGGAUCUCGAAGAACGAGUAUGACGAGUCUGGCCCGACCAUCGUGCACCGCAAGUGCUUCUAAGCCUUUUCGAGCGCAGAGGAAAGCUCGUUGUAUGAGCAACGAGGUACAUCAACCUUCGAAGAAGAUUUUUUUGCUACUUUUUCGAAACUCCGUGUGGGUGGCAAAUAUUCGUCGACGUAUGUACUCAUGCCACUGCGCCGAUGGAAAUCUCCAGUACUCAUGAAUGUGGCAUGCAGAGUGCGCUAUUGUAAUCUCCGACUUCACAAAAAGUAAGUAGAAAGAUCAAUCAAAAUCUUGCAAUCAAGGUCUAAUGAACUGGAUUUGGGAAGACCAAGAACGAGAAAUCGCGCGACAAUUUUUAUUUGGAGAAUGAGAAAGAAUCACAAGUUGUAGUAAAAUAAGGAGGCUAUUCAUCUUCAUCGUGUAUGCUAUCGCAGACUCAUACCGUCAGCUGCUGGUGGUUUGUUAGAGCGAUUGCAUAGUAGAAGGAGAAGCCUUGAUGUGCAUUAAACAACAAACUCGCUGCUGCUCAUACGUCCAGAUUUUGCAGCACACGACAGCACUUGCGGAAUUAUUGGCGAGUGCUGUUUUGUGUCUACAUCUUCUCGCACCAAAACAAUCAGGAAAUUAGUAUGAGGCAAUG